AGGAAGUGACUCGGAACAGGAAGAGAGGGGGGGAAAAAAAUUCCCGUCGGCAGCGCCAACCGCCACCGGGACCAGCCGCCGCCGCCGCCGCCAUGAACAGCAAAGGCCAGUAUCCGACCCAGCCGACGUACCCCGUGCAGCCUCCCGGCAACCCCGUGUACCCCCAGACCGUGCACCUCCCCCAAGCGCCGCCGUACACCGACGCCCCGCCUGCCUACUCGGAGCUGUACCGCCCGAGCUUCGUGCACCCGGGGGCCGCCCCCGUCCCCACCGUGUCGGCGGCCUACCCCGGCGCCUCCCUCUACCUCCCCAUGGCCCAGUCCGUGGCCGUCGGGCCCCUGGGCUCCUCGGUGCCCAUGGCCUAUUACCCGGUGGGCCCCGUGUACCCGCCGGGAUCCACGGUGCUGGUGGACGGCGGGUACGACGCCGGAGCGAGAUUCGGAGCGGGCGCCUCGGCCGGGAGCAUCCCCCCUCCGCCCCCCGGCUGCCCCCCGAACGCGGCCCAGCUGGCCGUCAUGCAGGGGGCCAACGUCCUGGUCACCCAGCGCAAGGGCAACUUCUUCGUGAGCGGCUCGGACGGGGGCUACACCAUCUGGUGAGGGCGGCGGCGGCCCGGCGCAAGGAACGACGGCCCCCUGCCCCUCUUCCCGCCCCCUCCCCGCCCUCCCCCCCGCCCUUCUCACACUGUAACUGCUUUAGUCCUAUUAACCGGAGGUCGCGGGAUAGGCUCGGCCGGUGGGGGGGCGGGGGGGCUCGGGCACUUCGUCCGACCGACUGAGGAUCCGGCUGUCACGCCAGCGGCGGGCCCCGGGGGUUGGGGGCGGCGGAGGCGGGCGGAAACGCCACCCCCCCCUCCCCCCCCCCGGCUUCUCCGUCGGCUCCCGGGCACCAGGCGGGCUUUGGCCCCAAGCCCCGACGUGAGAGUACGUCGCCACUCUGCUCCUUGAAGCAAUGAAACUCCGCUCCAACCGGCCCGCGCCUCCCCAACGCCCGAUUCCUAGUCCGCAGUGGUUCCCGCCACCCCCCGUCCCACCUUCUCCCCCCCCCCCCGACCCUGCCGCCGCCUCCCCCUCGCACGGCAAAGCCAGUCAGACCCUCCCCCCAAGACACAUCGCACCCCCACCGUGCCACCUCAGAGUCUCUGACCGCCCCCGAGAGCACCCCCCGCCUCCCCGUGCCCCCGACUAGAGCCCGCCAAAAUCCGCAUUCGCUUCUGGGUGUCGUCCUCCCCCGCUCGGCCCCGGGAAGAGGUGAGAGCCCAGGGAAGAGACGUCCCUUCUCCUCACCCCCCACCCCCAAACAGCCCCGGCUUCAUCUGCCCUCAGGACUUCCUCAGCUUAAGCUUUGGUGCCAACGAACAGCUGGGCCUUCGCCACCAGCCCCCGCCGAACCCGUAAACUGAAGGGUUAAAAAGCGGGGGGUCGGCGGGGGAGGGUCCGGAGCCCCGGGGGGUGACCCGUCCGGGGUGGGGGGUG
Messenger RNA from Ornithorhynchus anatinus (platypus), 1475 nucleotides. It is a transcript of the gene DAZAP2, whose product is annotated as DAZ associated protein 2. The record is from RefSeq and is a predicted model, not a curated record. The coding region runs from base 93 to 599 and encodes 168 amino acids. The transcript has 4 exons. NCBI's taxonomy places the organism in Eukaryota, Metazoa, Chordata, Mammalia, Monotremata, Ornithorhynchidae.